This is a messenger RNA of Torulaspora delbrueckii, 645 nucleotides long. RefSeq names its product Csm3p (gene CSM3). Gene Ontology annotation, biological process: replication fork processing; replication fork arrest; DNA replication checkpoint signaling. The record is from RefSeq and is a predicted model, not a curated record. The transcript has a single exon. The coding region runs from base 1 to 645 and encodes 214 amino acids. Gene Ontology annotation, molecular function: DNA binding. Gene Ontology annotation, cellular component: nucleus; replication fork protection complex. Lineage: Eukaryota; Fungi; Ascomycota; Saccharomycetes; Saccharomycetales; Saccharomycetaceae.
AUGGAGAGUGAGUUGUUAGGUAUAGAAGGGGAGGAAGCUGGCAGGUUUGUGGAUCCUACUGUUGCAGAUCCUACAGUGACUGCACCUUUGAAGAGAAGAAGACCACAGGUGAAAUUGACUGCGGAGAGAUUGAUUGGUGAGAAAGGAUUACCAUAUGUGAUGAAGAAUGCUCCUAAAAGGGUACGAAUCUCUAAGAGACGUAAUGCGCAUGAUAAUCUAUCGCAUAUAGUCCAAUUCUAUCAGCUAUGGGCCCACGAAUUGUUUCCAAAGGCUAGGUUUAACGAUUUUAUAAAGCUGUGUCAAUCCCUGGGGAAGAAUGAUAAGCUUUUGCGUGAGUAUAGGAAGAAUUUGUAUCGUGAAGAGCUACUGGGUGGGUCAGAGAGGCAGGAAGAGACUAUUUUACAGGAUACUGUGGCUGAAGAACAUUUGCAGAGACAAGAGAGUAUUCCUCAGGACAUAGCGACACAAGCACCUCAAGAGGCCCAGCGGGAACUUGAAGAGCUUGAAGACGACAUUUAUACUGUCUCUACGCGAGCCAAUGCGGCUGAACUGGAUACUCAGCAACCGAUUGAGGACGAGUCCCUCGUGGAAGAGUUUGAAGAGGAUCAGGACGCAAUGGAGGCUAUGAAGGAAUUCGGGUUUUGA